This is a messenger RNA of Chlamydomonas reinhardtii, 3841 nucleotides long. RefSeq lists its product as uncharacterized. The record is from RefSeq and is a predicted model, not a curated record. The coding region runs from base 168 to 3014 and encodes 948 amino acids. The transcript is spliced from 13 exons. NCBI's taxonomy places the organism in Eukaryota, Viridiplantae, Chlorophyta, Chlorophyceae, Chlamydomonadales, Chlamydomonadaceae.
UCUACCGUUAUAUUUAGUCCAUUCUAUUACCUGCAUGCCUCACACGACUAGGCUUUGAAAGAUUUUUAAGACGGUCCAGAGACCAGAACGCUGUUCACACCAAGUUAGACGACUGCCUCUAACAAUGAGCACUCCACGAACAAGAAAGCGUUAAGAAGCGCUUCAGAAUGAAGUGGGGCGAGCUGGACUGGGGGCUGCCGCUGUCCCUCCCAAACGACGAGGGCGGCAAGGAGGUCCCCAGCGUGCUCAAAGCAGAAGAGGAGAUUGCAAAAUUUACGGUCGAUGAACACCUGAGCGAUGUGGAGCGAACGGUCUUAUACCUGAAUGGUGGUCAGCUUAUACAGCAGCGGCAUGCCAUUGCCAACUUGCCAACCGUACUGAAGGGGAGAGGGCGACCAGCGUUUGAUGCCAUCUCUCAGCCCCUUAAAGCGGCGCUAAACCGACUGGACUCCGAUGCUCAGAUCGCGACGGCGGAGGCGUUUGCGACGAUAGCGCGGGAGCGGUUGCUCUCGCCGGUGGACCUACAGGUCUGCAUCCUGCCGACCGUGACGCGAAACAUCAACCGGGAAAAGUCGGAGGAGGAGACGGACGCAUGGCUGAACACGCUGUUUGAGCUGAUCCCGCUGCUGGACAAGGAAGUUCUGAAGACGGAGGUGCUGUCGCUGGCGCUGUCCAAAGGCGACGUGGAGGGAGUCGUGGGCUCAAAAACCAUCUGCGUGCGGAUCCUCGGAGCGUUGGCGCCGCGGCUGACGUGGGAGGAGAUUGAGCGAUCGUUCUUCAAGAAGGCGCUCAGCAUGUGCCAGGACGUGGACCACCAUAUCCGCAUUGCCUCCUGCAACCAGCUGGGCGCCAUUGCGCGCAUCGCUGGCCGCGACGUGGUGGCCAAGACCAUCCUGCCGGAGCUGUUUGAGCUGCUCAACGACGAGGAGGUGCAGGCGCGUGUGGCGUCGCUGACGACGCUGACGUCCAUCCUGGACCUGGUGCCGCCCGAGGUGCGCAAGGGGCAGGUGAUGCCCAUCCUGCGCAACCACAUGCAGCCGCUGGAGCUGGACAUUGCCAUGCAGCGCUGCGUGGCGCGAGUGUUCGGGCAGCUGGUCACGGUGGUCAAGGUGGACUUCGAGCACGAUGACUCGGUGCUGUUCUUCUCCUGCUACAAGCACUUGGCCACCAAGGCGGACACCGAGCUGCGCAAGCUGUGCGCCAGCCAGCUGCCGGCGGUGCUGCGGGCCGCCACGGCGCUGGCGGCGGCAGCGUUCUCGCAGCAGUUCCAGGACACACUAAACAACCUAGCCACAGACCAUGACGUGGAGGUCCGGAAAACGCUAGCGGGGCUAUUCCACGAGGUGGCGCGCGUGGUGGGCAAGGACUGCGCGCAGCUGCUGACGCGGCCGCUGUGUCGGCUACUGCGCGACGAGGCGCCGGCGGUGCAGGCGGUGCUGCUGCCCAGCCUGACGGCCACCCUGGCGCACUGGUCCAUACGCGACGAGGCGCGGCGGGACGCGGCCAUGGGCGAGCUGGCCAAGGCGCUGCUGGAGCUGGAGAGCGGCGCUAAGCGGAACUGGCGGCUGCAGCAGCAGCUGGCGGCGGCGUUCCCCAUGUUCCCGCAGGUGUUCUCAAGCGAUCAGAUCUACGAGCACUUCAUGCCGCUCGCGUUCCGGUACUUGACUGACACGGCGGCGGCGGUGCGGCCGGUGGCGGCGGAGGGCCUGGUGUGCUUCAUGCGCUACAACCGGCGGGAAAAGCACCGCGCAGAGGUGCUGCUGCGCAUCGUCCGGGAGUUCUGCCGCGGCAAGUCCUUUACGGCGCGGCUGACGUUCGUGGACGUGGCCACAUACCUGCUGCGCCGCUUUUCAUCGCGCUUUAUCAAGGACUACAUCUUUGACCUGGUGCUGGAGCUGCUGUACGACCCCGUGCCCAACGUGCGGCUCACCGCCACGGGGCUGCUGCCCAGCCUGAAGCAGUGCAUCCGGCUGCCGGAGGACGUGGACUUGCUGGAGCGGCUCAACAGCGCCAUGUCCAACAUCAUGACAGACAACGACCGCGACGUGUCGCAGAACGCGCGAGCCACGAACGAGCAGUUCAAGAAGACGCCAAUGCGGAUGGGCGGCGCGGGCGGCGGCAUGCUGGACAUGAAUGGCAGCAUGGGCGGGCAGGGCGGCGGCGGGGCGUACGGCGGCGCGCCCGCCUCUGGCUCCAACGAGGCGGAUGACCGGCGCAAGGAGGAGGAGGAGCUGGACUUCACCUUCACGGCGGACGACCUCAAGGAGAUCAAGGGCGAGAUCCUGCAGGUGGGCCCCAACAAGAACAAGGGGGCGCCAGGCGUGGGGCCGCUGGCGGGCAAGUCGGGCGUGCAGCGGCGGCCGGGGGGGCUCACGCCAGUGGGCGGAUACGACCGCUCCAGCAACUCGGGCGCCGGCAUGGCCAACCGCGGCGGCGGCGCCUUCGGGCCCGGCGGCGCCGCGGGGCCAGGGCAACGGCGGCCGGGGGCGGGCGUGAGCGAGGACGGAUCUGGGCGCGGCGGCCUGGCAGGCGGGCCCCUAGGCGGCAUGCGUGGCGUGGGUGGCCCGGGUGUGGGCGGCAGCACGUCCAUGCCCAACAGCCGCAUCUCCUCCGCCGCCAGCAGCGCCUCCGGGCCGGCCGGCUCCAAGUCCGGCUUCGGCAUGAGCGUGCCGGCCAACCUCAACAGCCCCGGCAAGCCGGGCGUGCCGGCCUCGCGCAUGUCGCCCAUGCCCUCAGGCGUGACCAAGCCCAGCUCGCCGCUGCUCAGCAACACGCCGGGCAUGGGCGGGCCGGGCGGGCAGUCGGGCGUGCGGCUGCCGGCCAUCACCACCAGGGCGUCGCCGGCGUUGGCGUCGUCUCCCGUGCUGGGCAGCAGCAGUUCGCUGUCCAAGCAGGGGUCAGGCAGCGCGAUGGGCGUAGGCAGCAGGCUGACGGCGGGGGCGGGCGCGGCGGCGGGCGCGGGGAAAACACCGCUCACGACAGCGGCGACGGUGGCGCGCAAGCCCACGAGGUGACUCCCCGGCGUCCCCGUUCAUCAGGCGGGCGCGCUGUCAAACGGCGGGGGCGCGGGCGGUCGUGGUGGAGGUGGAGGUGGUGGUGGCGGGAUUGGAGGAAUGGCAGGUGGCUUGGCGGGAGCAAUGUUUGUGGGGCGGCGGCGCUCUGGUGGCUUGUGAGGUCUGGCGGUAGCAUAAUGGUCUGCUAGUGGCAAUCAUCAUGGGCCGAGACAGGCACGUCAUAAUGGGCGCCGCAAUGUGUUUUACAAGUGGAUGGGGGCAGUGAGACGACGGACCUGACACUGACUGACUCAUGAUGGCUGCCACGCAUUGAAUUUGACACGUGCAAGGCUCUGGCUGUGGCGGGCAUAGAGAGUGUUUAUCUGAUGCCUCAACAGUGGGUGUGAGUUGGGGCGUGGCGCCAGCCGGCCGUGGGCCGCGCGCAUCGUACUUGGACUGGUGACCUAGAUGGAGGCAGUCUACGGCUGGCAUGUCACGCAACAGGACGUGGGUGUUGAACUGAAGUUGGCGAUGUGCGCGCAUCUGGGUAAGGUGGGUGGGUGUUAUAAGGGCUGGGCGUGAGCUCGGUAGGGAGGAAUGUGGGACGUGGAGGCUUCCACGCAUUGCACAUAAGGGGCGGUGGGGCCACGGGACUUCGAGGUGUGCUCACUGGCAAGACGGACACUGUGGUGGUCGGCGGCGUGUGUGACUGUGUGUGUCUGUGUGUCGGUAUGUGGCCGGGCGCGGUGAACGAGAGUGUAAAGUAGGGCGGCGGACUUGCCGCAUGGUUGGGGGCGAUGGAAUCAGGCGCGGCCAGCCUCCAUGGCUCCAUGUAAGCCUUGUCCUGG